Rhodotorula toruloides NP11 is the source of this 2850-nucleotide messenger RNA. RefSeq names its product mRNA binding protein Pumilio. Gene Ontology annotation, cellular component: cytoplasm. Gene Ontology annotation, biological process: nuclear-transcribed mRNA catabolic process, deadenylation-dependent decay. Lineage: Eukaryota; Fungi; Basidiomycota; Microbotryomycetes; Sporidiobolales; Sporidiobolaceae. Bases 1 to 2850 code for a protein of 949 amino acids. Gene Ontology annotation, molecular function: mRNA 3'-UTR binding. The transcript is spliced from 7 exons. The record is from RefSeq and is a predicted model, not a curated record.
AUGGACCCGAGCAACACAAGCGGGAAGCCCUUGAGCGCCAACCCUCGACACCUCGGCCUGCCCCGCCGCCAGUCAUUCGACCCGCUCUCCUCCUCAAACAAGGGCGCCCUCUCGCUCGGCACGCUCCCUCGCCCCUCGUUCGCCGACCUCCCCACCGGUCUGAGAAGCGUCCCUGCAAUCGAAAGCAGCCGCCACCUCGGUUCCGCGUUCCGCAACGUCUCUGCGCCGCUCGGAGACGGCCAACGGACGCCUGGCGGGUCACUCGUCAUCGGCGCCGAAGUCUUCGGGUUCGGCAAGCACCUCCCCCGAGAACUCGAGCGGCGGGCGGGGCAUGGCGGACCUGCGUCGUUGGACGGGCUGGACGACGGGACUGCGGCGUCGAGGUUGACGAGCGAUUGGGUGACCGGGUUCGGCGCCAAGGCGGCGAGCUCGACGGACGACCUGCGGCUGCACUUGACGGACGACUCGCGAGGACUGCGCGGCUUUGACAGGCUGAGCGGGGACUUUACGAGCGGCUUCGCGCGGUCUCAACUCAAGCCGACCGGAUCAGCAGUCGACCUUCGCUCGUCGUCGCCCGCCUCCAUGACCGACUCGCUGCGCGCUCCUUCGCGGUCGAGCCUCCUCCCUCCCUCGUCACACCUCGCCCACUCGCCCGUCGACGCAUCCUCGCAGGAGACCUCGCCAGUCGGGUCCAGCGGCGCCGGCUCUGCACCCACGACCGCGACCUCGAUCCAGCUCGGCGCGCCGUCACCGACAAGCUACGGCGCCGCAGCAGCGACAGGCUCGACUCCCUCUCCCGGCUCAGCGCCCUACACCUACCCUUACCAGCCUCCCGACCCGUCCCCUCCGCCCCUCGGCAACCCCUACUUUGCACACAUGGGCGGCCUCUCACCUCCUCCCGCUGGGUACCCUCCGCGGGACAGCCGAGCGGCCGAGCCGAUGUACAACAGCUUCGGGCAGGCCGUGACGGGCGCGCAGAGCGUCGAAGACGACCUCGCGAGCGGGCUGCGCGGAAUCAGCUUGGCGGGCGGAGGAGGAGGAGCGGCGGGCGCGAACGCGAGAGGCGGUCCGAGGUCGCCGUAUUCGGGUGAGCCGUUCGGGAACCUCUCGACGACUGCUGCGGCUGGUGCAGGCGCCGGCGACGGUCCUCGCGAGCACCCGGGCAGGCAAAACUCGAUCAGCUAUCCCUAUUACCUCCCGCCCGGUUCGCCUUACAUGAGCCACCAAGACUCGUACCCGCCGCCCCUGUCCUACGCGCCCAUGGGUUUCUACUCGCCCGACGCCGGUGCAGGCGGUCCAGGCGGCCGUCGCGACUCGAUCGCACCCGCUUGGGGCCUUCCCAUGCCGCCUUUCGCUCUCCCUCCCGAGUUCGUCAACGGCUCGCCGUCCGCCGUCCCGUCUCGUCAAGGCUCCUUCUCGUUUGCGCCGUCCGGCCUUCCCGGUCAACCAGGCGCGAUGUCGCCCUACGCUCCCGGCCCUCCCCCUCCCUCCAACGGCUUCGCGAACGGCCACCCUCCUCCCCCGCCUCCCUCGCAUCUCGAGCAUGGCGGUCCUCCUCCUCCUCCACCGAUGUACGGCGGUCCGCAGCUCGGACAGCAGCACCAGAUCAUCCUCGGACGCGGCGUGAGGGGGAUGGAGUACGUCGCGCCUGGACCGGUGCAGCCGCAUGGGUACGGCUCGGGCUACGGACCUGACAUGAGGAGUUUGAGGAGUCCGCUGCUUGAGGAGUUCAGGAGCAACAGGAACAGGAGUUGGGAGUUGCAGGAUCUCGCUGGCCACAUCGUCGAGUUCAGCGGCGACCAGCUUGGCUCGCGUCACAUCCAGACGAAGCUGGAGACGGCGACCACCGAGGAGCGCAACAUGGUCUUCAAGGAGAUCUUGCCGAACAUGCUCCAGCUCUCGACUGACGUAUUCGCCAACUACGUGAUCCAGAAGUUCUUCGAGCAAGGCAGCCAAGUGCAGAAGACGGCGAUGGCCAAGGUCCUCGAAGGCCACGUGCUCCAGCUUUCGCUGCAGAUGUACGGCUGCCGCGUCGUCCAGAAGGCGCUCGAGUACGUCCUCGUCGACCAGCAGGUCCGCCUCGUCAAGGAGCUCGACGGCAACGUCCUCAAGUGCGCGAGAGAUGCACAGAGCAACCACGUCAUCCAGCGCGCCCUUGAACGAGUCCCGCCCGAACACCUCUUGUUCAUCACGAACGCCUGCGUCGGCGAGGUCCACAGUCUUGCCACGCAUCCCUAUGGCUGCCGCGUCCUCCAGCGCAUCUUUGAGAACUGCCCGGCGCAUCAGACUCGCACCCUUCUCGACGAAUUGCAUCGCUCGACGCAGCAUCUCAUCCAGGACCAGUACGGCAACUACGUCGUCCAGUGGGUGCUCGAAAAGGGCGACACGGCGGACCGCUCGCUCGUCAUCGCCAAGGUCUACGGCCAGCUCCUCCCCCUCGCCCAGCAGAAAUUCGCCUCGAAUGUCGUCGAGAAGUGCAUCCUGUACGGUACCGACGACGAGCGUCGCCGCUUGAUUGACGAGGUCCUCCAGACCGGUCACGACGGCUCGAGCACGAUCAAAGCGAUGCUCGUCCAUCCCUACGCCAACUACGUCAUCCAAAAAUGCCUCCACAGCGCCCUUAGUCCCCAGCGCGAGGCCCUCUUCGCCGAGACGACCCAGCAGAUCCUCAACCUCCGCAAGUACUCGACGACCUACUCGAAACACCUCGUCACGAUCGAACGCGUCCUCUCCGCCGAGCGCGAGGCGAACGGCCUUCCACCGCUUCCCGGCUUUCAUCACGGGCUGGGUCCCGCGAACGGCGGUGGACACAUGAACAGCAUCUUCAUCCCGCAUCCAACUGCAGCAUAG